Molecule: messenger RNA, 1695 nt
Organism: Peronospora belbahrii
Lineage: Eukaryota; Oomycota; Peronosporomycetes; Peronosporales; Peronosporaceae
Source: the annotation of a GenBank genome assembly
AUGGGGCUAUCGUAUGCUCGUGGCUUAUUUGCAAUCUGCGGUGGUGGCGGUUCGCUCAAAUCUGGAAUCAAAAAUACGGUUGACAUUUACCAGCUCUCGGAUACGGAUCCGACGGGGUUUACAAAGGAACUUACAGCUGAUACGGGCCUGGAACUAGCAUCUGGUGUCGCUUUUUCUCAUGAUGGACUGCUCAUUGCGGUAUCAGUCAGUGCAGGCUGCUGGAUUUAUGCUCUGGACGUGAAAGAAAAGACAAUGACACUAUUGGUCAAAUUUCGCACAGAUUUUCAUGAGGAAGACAGUUCACAGACUUGUGCUUGCUUUGUUGGUAAUUCCACGAUCUUGACGGGGGGAGAGGACGGAGUGAUACGCAUAUGGCGUUUAAAUCGAGGUUCUUGCAAGCCUGAGAAGGCUGUAGGCACGGCGAACGCUCUGUUCGUGCCAGAUGAGAUAGAUCCACAUGCUAAGGUAGUCGUGACGGAGCAGGCAAAGCUUGGAGACUGCGUUAUUAAUGGAACUAAUAUAGUCACAUUGACGAGGGAGUAUCGUAGUCAUACGAAGCGCAUUCGUGAUAUUGACGUGGAUCUCUCGCAUCGUAACCUUGUGGCGUCAAGUGCAGAGGACCAGUCGUGUCAUUUAUGGAGACUUACAGAGGUAACGCCAAUCUGCAAGUUCUCAAAAGAUGACGCACUGGAUAUUGCGUUUCAGCGACUACCGACGAAGCCUACGGUUGGACUACGCAAGCAUUUGUUUCGAUGUGUGCGUUUUGCUAACAGUGGACGUCGACUUUAUACUGUGCUGACCCCUGCGCGUGGCGACUCUAUUUUGAUCAAGUGGAAGCCGGAAACCAUUGCACAGGAGAAUGAGGAGCAGUGGUCGUGGGUGAUUGAAGAAAUAGCUGUUGCUGGUGACAAGCCUGUGGCCAGUCUUUGUGUGAGUCAGGAUGACCGCUUUGUGUGCGCGGCUGCAGUGACGGGAGAGAUCAAAGUGUUUCUGGCGUCGACGCUGUGGCAGUACAAGAAGAAGUCGACAGAGCAGCAUUCUUUCGCUAUUACUGGUAUGAGCUUUGCACCGUCAGCCGAUAAACAGAAACCUGUUGUUUAUUUGGUGAGUGGUGGUGCUGACAAGAACUUGCUGCGGCAUGAGAUUGCUCUGGAGGGCGGUCUGGUGAAAUCGGGUAUGGAGAUUACCGUUGGUGCUUUGAAGAGCGCGGUUGGCGUCACCGUUGGCUUUGGACUUGAUCUCUGGAUGGCGAUGCUGUUGCUAUUUAUUCUCCUGCUAUUUACUCAUGCAUGGACCGGGAUGCUUUUGAAUGGCCCGUUGGUUGGCUUCAAUAAUCUAGCAUCUCUAAGUUUCGAAUCCUCCGACGGUCCGGUGACGAUUGGGGCUCUUAUGACAAGCACCGUAGUCACAUGGCUCUUUGCAACGUAUAGCUCGGUGACUACCCGCUUCUUUUGGAACGGCCUGCUUUGCCUGCUCUUUGGCUUUGGAGUCUUUCUUGUGGCAAUUUCGGCGGAGCUCAAUCUUAAUUGGCGAACUGGCGAUGCCGCCAUUGAUAAGUUGCUAGAAUACAAGAUCGCGAUUUUGCUCGGAGCGUGUAGCAUCGCGUUUUUCUGUUGCCAUUCACUGCUGGUGCUGACGUUACAAGGUCACACAAGGCACAGGUCGGCCAGCUCACUGACUCCAGACUGGUCUUGA